AUGCCAGCGCCCGCUAGGCGUUCGAGGCGCGCCGGCCCGCCCGUCCAACCAGCUCCCGUGGCGGCGGUCCCCAAGCCCAAGGAGGGCAAGUAUCUCGACAAAUGGGGUGUCUUUGACAGCACUGGCACCAGCACAUAUGGUCUCGGUCCACUUUUGAAUUACAAUGUCGAGGAGAACAGCGGUGAUGCGGGCUUCAUGAAUAUUGGCCCCUCUCGUCGCCUCUCUACUGAUCCCAUCAGCUUCGAUCCAAUGGCCGCCGGGAACUGGACAAAGCAGUAUCCGACUCCAAGCAUUGAGAUCUCAGACUUUUCCAAUGCUGCUCCUCCUAACAGCGCCCACCAUGCAUUCACAACUGGCGAGGAAAGCUCUUCAUUGCCAACGAUCUACUCGGCCAGCAGCUCAGCAUCAUCCGUAGUGUCUGGAACCGGCACCAACAGGUCAACCUUCUCGCCAUUGCUCUCAGACGGUGCAUCGUCUAUGGAUGCGCCAACAAUUGUGCCCUCCAAUUGGUCGCGUGGGCCAAGUCCUCUCAGUGUCCCUGCUGCUGGGCCGCCGCGAGUGUGCGAGCAAGAGGCAUACCUGUGUCUGGCACCUCAAUGCAGCGCCCGAUUUCAUAGCCAUGAUCGCCUCGAGCAGCACAUCAAGACAGCUCAUAGCCAUGUAUGCAACUGGGCAGGCUGCAAGUCUCCCAGCUAUGCAACCCGCGAUGGCUUGUCUUGGCACGUCAAGGCGGACCACUUGCUGAUCUGCCCGGUGCCUGGCUGCGAUAUGACAGCCUUCCCUAAUUCAAAUGUCAUUGGCAUCCACGUCAAGUCAGCACAUCCAAGCGCCGUCGGCGAACUGGAGGCAGCGUCAAAACAGGCGGCUCAGGCGAACAACCUGCCACAAGCAACUCCUUUGCUUCCGGCCAACGGUUGCUUGUCUUCUUUAUCUACCGGCUCAUCACAGGCUGGCCUCGCAAACCCUCCGAAACUGAACACCGCCGAGGAGAAAGCUAAGAUGAUGAAUCUCUCCAUCACAAGAUCCAAAGAACGAUGCAGGAGACAGCUCCGCGAGGUCCUGGAACGGCGCAUGAAGCGCAUGAACAGACAGCAGCCGUCGUCUCAAUUCUUCGGGUCCUCACCCCGAUCCAUCGAAAGCCCACCGGGCCUUGUACGUAGUCGCACCCCCAAGCUGGUCGAGCAAGCCAGUUUUCCCCUUAUAUGGGAGCAUGGUGUCCUUCCAUUUCUUAUUGAGUUCGUUCCUAAAUGGUGCGGCCCCGGACAUGUCAUCAGCGUGACGCGAGGCAAGACAACCAACGCGAGACGUAUCUGUAUUAUGACGAGGAAGAAGGUCUCGCGGGCGCGGAAGAUCGCCAUCGCUGCUCAUGUGCGCGACUUGCUGCCGACAAAUCAUCGACAGACCGUCUGCUUCACCUUUGCAACUGGUGAGGUUGAUAGACUGGUUUGGGCUCGAGGCUUGAGCAGAGAGAUGCCAGAUGACUUGUGCCAGCCUCGUAACCCAUUUUACUACGUUUCUCCAUGCAUGGGUGAUAGCAUCGGCACUGUUGUUAGCGAGGAGGAGGGAGAGAGCACGUCCACUUUGGGGCCAUGUAUUCUGAUGGGCGGCGAGAGCUAUUGGCUUGCCAAUUUCCACCCCUUUAUCAAGUCACAACAGCUUCGAGACCUUGUGACCAUCGAGCAUCCCUCCCCUAAAGACCGCUCACGAUGUGUCGACGAAGGGCACGACUCACUCUCGGGUCCAGACUCCGACUUCCGGCUCGGCACCCUCACUGCCACCUGUGGUCUCGACCUCAAGACGACUCGCCUGUCGCACGAUCCUUACUGGGAAGACAUGGACAAGGAGCCGCCUCUCAUCGUGACGGACUGGACAAUCAUCACCUCCCACACCCGCCAAGCAAAUAUGCUCCGCAAGUUUCCCAGCACCUCACCGCGCAUGUCAAAAGAAGUUCCCGUCACAUCCACCACCACCGUCCAGCCCGGCAGUGUUGUCCAAUCCACAGGCCGUACAUCAGGGCACCAGCGCGGACAGAUCUGCGAGAUCCCUGCCUACGUCUCUGGCGAUAACUUCGGUAAUGGCAGCGGCCGCGCUACGCGCGAGUGGUUCAUUGAGGAGCCGGAGCCCUACGACAACGAAGAGGGCUGGAUCCGCGGCGGGAUCGGUGUAGAGGGAGACAGUGGUGCGGCAAUCGUCGACGCCGUGACGAACGGACUAGUUGGGACGCUAUGGGGCCGUAACAAAUAUUUUGGGUCGGGACCGAGACAUACCUUCUUCACGCCCAUCAGCGACAUUUUUGAUGACAUCCAAGAGAAAUGUGGCGAGCAGACGCGGCCUCAGCUGCCGCAGUGGCGGGACGAAGGCGAGCGGUACGCAGUGUAUCCCGCGUGCAGGCCGUGCUUUGACCUGCGGACCUACCUUGAUUCGAGGCGGAGUUCGCGGGAGUCGCUGCGGUCUAUCAUCGGCCGGCAUGACAGUGACGGCAUGGGACACGGCGACGACGCGCAGGACCUGAUCUCCCUGGAGGGGAUCUCGGAGCUGGCGACGCCAAAGGACCAGAACUACUGGCUUCGACACACUGGUGCCGAGGAGGCAGGCAUGUCGUUCAUGAACUUUGUCUCACCUCGUCCGAUCACCUCUUUCGCGUUCGACUCGCGGGCAGCUUCACCAGGUGUGGCAGAUAUGAGGAGUCCAUAUGCGGUGGAUAUCAGCACCGAGGAUCUAUAUGAUGCUGAGUACGCGCCACCUACAGCGACGAACGCCAAACGGCCUGCUCUACCACUUCCGGCUCCAAGUCUCAUGAGGAGCUCCAGCUCUGGAGGGAGCAAGAGGCAGCGGACUCAAUGA
Messenger RNA from Phaeoacremonium minimum UCRPA7, 2844 nucleotides. Its product is annotated as putative zinc finger protein 585a protein. The record is from RefSeq and is a predicted model, not a curated record. NCBI's taxonomy places the organism in Eukaryota, Fungi, Ascomycota, Sordariomycetes, Togniniales, Togniniaceae. The transcript has a single exon. Bases 1 to 2844 code for a protein of 947 amino acids.